Messenger RNA from Oryza brachyantha (malo sina), 1622 nucleotides. Its product is annotated as probable xyloglucan endotransglucosylase/hydrolase protein 8. NCBI's taxonomy places the organism in Eukaryota, Viridiplantae, Streptophyta, Magnoliopsida, Poales, Poaceae. Gene Ontology annotation, molecular function: hydrolase activity, hydrolyzing O-glycosyl compounds; xyloglucan:xyloglucosyl transferase activity. Gene Ontology annotation, cellular component: cell wall; apoplast. The record is from RefSeq and is a predicted model, not a curated record. The coding region runs from base 296 to 1210 and encodes 304 amino acids. Gene Ontology annotation, biological process: xyloglucan metabolic process; cell wall biogenesis. The transcript has 4 exons.
ACAAAAGCGAAAGGGAGCGAGCUGUGGGCUUCUCGAGGGAAAAAAAUGGCCUGGUUGCGGCAAACGCAACGGUGCGAUUCGGAUCGGGACGGAAACAGCCGGCGAAAACUACACGCUUCGUGAAGCCCGGGGCGCCCGGCCAACUUGUGUCUUUCUCUAUGGCUUUCUCGCCACCCAAGCCGCGCCCGCCGCCUAUAAUACGUAACGUACGCGCAUCGAUCUGUCCCCGUGCUGCGCUCUCCUGCGCUUGUCUCGCUUGUCUCGCUCUGCCCACGUACUGUGCGCUGCUUCGCUGAUGAUGGGGUCGCGGACGGGGAUGAUCGUUGCUGCGGUGUGCUGGUGGUGCUGCUUGGUGUUUAGUAGGGAGGCGGCGGCGGCGGACCCGUCGUUCGGCGACAACUUUGAGAUCACCGGCGCGGAGGAUCACGUCAAGACCUCCGCCGACGGCCAGACGUGGUACCUCUACCUGGACAACAAGACCGGCGUCGGGUUUCAGACGAAGCAGAGGUAUCUGUUCGGGUGGUUCAGCAUGAACCUCAAGCUCGCCGGCAACGACUCCGCCGGCGUCGUCACCGCCUACUACAUGUGCUCCGACGUGGACGCGGCGCCGGAGCGGGACGAGCUGGACUUCGAGUUCCUGGGCAACCGGACCGGGGAGCCCUACAUCAUCCAGACCAACGUGUACCGGAGCGGCGUCGGCGGCCGGGAGAUGCGCCACUCGCUGUGGUUCGACCCCACCGCCGACUUCCACUCCUACUCAAUUCUCUGGAACCCCAAGCAGAUCGUGUUCUUUGUGGACAAGGUGCCGAUCCGCGAGUACCGGAACUCCGACAAGCCCAACACGUUCUUCCCGAUCAUGAAGCCGAUGUACGUCUUCUCCAGCAUCUGGAACGCCGACGACUGGGCGACCCGCGGCGGGCUGGAGAAGACGGACUGGACCAAGGCGCCGUUCAUCUCCUCGUACCGCGACUUCACCGCCGACGCCUGCUCCUGGGGGGCCGCUAGCGCGGCGGGGGGCAGCCCGCCCAGCUGCGCGGCGGCCACCGGCAACAGCUGGUGGGACCAGCCGCCGGCGUGGGCGCUCGACGCCGGCCAGCGCGAGGACUCCGCCUGGGUGGCGCGGAACCUCGUCAUCUACGACUACUGCAACGACCGCGAGCGAUACCCCUCGCCGUCGGAGGAGUGCGCGCUCCGGACAACCAGCUCGUGAGGCCACCGGCCCACCGCCGACAUGCCGCCGCCGCCGUUCACCGCCGUAGUAUGAUGUGCGGCCAGGAUCGGAUCGGUCCUCCGAUCGUGCGGCUCAGAUUCCUUCUGGAUCGGAUCGGGCACCGUGUUACACUGUAACUACAGUACUAUUUUUGGAUGGAUUGGAUUGGCCAAGUAGAGUGGCUGUCACGUUGGGAACCAUAUUCUUUUUGGAUCGUGAAUCAUGAAAUACAUAAAAAAAAUUUGCCGCUUCGGUAUUUGAGGUAGCUCUGGUUAAAGGAUUAUUUCAUUAUUGUAAUAGCUAUUAGACAACGAUUUGAGAUAGAGUAUAAAGUUAUUUCAAAAUUCGGAGCUUAGAAAAGAAAACUUUAUAUUGAAAACUUUUACUGCAUUGUUUUGUAAUAUAUGGGACU